Myxocyprinus asiaticus (Chinese sucker) is the source of this 4226-nucleotide messenger RNA. It is a transcript of the gene cdh26.1, whose product is annotated as cadherin 26, tandem duplicate 1. Gene Ontology annotation, molecular function: cadherin binding; calcium ion binding. The transcript is spliced from 18 exons. Gene Ontology annotation, cellular component: catenin complex; adherens junction; plasma membrane. The coding region runs from base 145 to 2595 and encodes 816 amino acids. NCBI's taxonomy places the organism in Eukaryota, Metazoa, Chordata, Actinopteri, Cypriniformes, Catostomidae. The record is from RefSeq and is a predicted model, not a curated record. Gene Ontology annotation, biological process: adherens junction organization; homophilic cell-cell adhesion; multicellular organism development.
CACAAACACGCACCUUGUAGAUCCUCUGAAUUAUGCAAAGUUGACAAAAAUUGUGGGUUGGCUGUCUGUCUGUGCCUGUAGUCUCAGUUAAAAUGAUUGCUGCAGGUGAAGUUGUGACAUUUUAAGAGAUAGGAACAUUUCAGCAUGACGAAGAUCAACUUUUUCCUGUUUCUGCUUGCAUCGAUUCAUCAGCUUGUUGAGGUGACUGCUUCCAACAGACAUGUUGCUCGCAACCGAGAAAAGAGGGAUACUGUUCUUAUCCGUUCAAAGAGAAGAUGGGUUCUGUCUACCAUUGAUAUUGAAGAGAACAUGUCUGGACCUUUUCCUGCUAAAGUAACACAGCUGUUCAAUGACAAAGAGGAAGAUUUUACCAUCAAGUUUCGAAUCAAAGGACAAGGAGUGACAACAGCACCUUUGGGUUUGUUUAGUAUUGAUGAAAACACUGGAGAUGUAUUCGUACAUCGGCCCAUCGACAGAGAAGUGAACCCCAUGUUCCAUGUGGACUUUGACGUUCUGGACAGGAAGACUAAUGCAGAGGUAGACAAAACGCUGUCAUUUAAUGUGGAAAUAAAGGACAAGAAUGACAAUAGACCUGAGUUCAGUCCAGUAACUAUCCGUGCAUCCAUUCCCGAGAACACACCUCAAGGAACACUCCCGGCAACAUUACAGGCUCAUGACAACGAUCAGAAGGAUAAUCCUAACUCUCAGUUCACCAUGAGUGUGGUGUCACAAGAACCUGCCUUACCAAAAUUAUCCCUGAAGCUAAUGGCUGGGAACCAUAAAAUCCAACAGCUUAAUUUUACAGGAUGCUUCGAUUAUGACAAAGAAAAACGAUAUAAAGUACUAGUUGAAGCGAGGGAUCAAGGAACACCUGUAAUGUCUUCAACUGCAACUGUUUUUCUUGAUAUCACAGACUCCAACACCCAUGCGCCACAAUUCAAUGCUUCCAGGUACAGUGCUGAGGUGAUGGAAAUGGUAUUAAAGGAGAUCUUAAGGAUUGGCGUGAUAGACAAGGACACACCAAACACGCCUGCUUCAAAAGCAAAGUUCACAAUCGUGAAGGGCAAUGAAGAGGAGAAUUACAAGAUUGAGACAGACCCCAAAACCAAUGAGGGUGUGCUUUCUGUUAUCAAGGGGAAGAACUAUGUGAAGACUGAGAUCAUUAAACUGGAGAUAGCCGUUGAAAACGAGGAGAAAUUGUUUCAGUGUGUUGAUGGAAAACCAGUAACAGGCCCAAACCCAAAACCAAAUACUGUCAUAGUGGAUGUGAAAGUCCUUGAUUUGAAUGAUGCCCCUGUAUUUAAGAAGAGUAUUGAAAUAGUUUACCGAAAUGAAAACACGGAUGCAGGAGAUGUGCUGUUCAUACCUGAGGUCAAAGAUGAGGACUCAGAUGUAAACAAAAUCAGGUAUGAGUUAGUAAAAGACCCAGGCAAAUGGGUCACCAUUGACCCACACACAGGAAAGAUCACCACAGUUGUGAAAAUGGAUCGGGAGUCUCCAUAUCUCAUAAAUGGCUCCUACCAUCUUGAGAUCCAUGCAAUAGAUGAUGGACACCCCCCAGCUACAGGGACAUGCACCGUAGUGAUAUAUCUGGGUGAUGCAAAUGAUAAUGCUCCCUCUCUCAUCUCCAAUCAAACGGUCAUGUGUGGGAACAAGGUGGACCGUGUCAAUGUAAUGGCAUCAGACCGUGAUGCGCCUCCAUUUGGGAGUCCGUUCUCCUUCUAUCUGGGAGAGGAGGAGGAUCUGAAGAACAUCUGGAAACUGGAACCCACCACAGGAGACAACACCUCUCUGAUAAGUUUGAAGAGUCUGCCAUAUGGAAACUACUCAGUUCCCUUGAAGAUACAGGAUCAACAGGGGUUGGGUGCAGAAACAGUUCUUCAGGUGGUUGUAUGCGACUGUGCAGGAGGAAAUGUGUGUCGUGGACGCCUCCCUUACUUCUCCAGACUGGGUCCUGCAGGCAUCGGUCUCCUGUUAGCUGGACUUCUGCUGCUGGCCCUUCUACUCCUCUUUUGUUUCCUGUGUGAAUGCGGAGGCGAGACCUUACACAUCCCAUUAGACUUGCAGGACAAGGGUAACCAAACCCUCAUCAUAUACAAUGAAGAGGGAGGAGGCUCAAUCUAUAAGCCUGAAUACUUCUUUACCAAUGGAUACAGGAAGGGUGAAAACGGUACUCUGAGAGGCCCUGAAGGGUACGGCACUCAGUACUCAUCGGGGAUGUUCCAGGAAAUGUCUAACGGUGGAGGUGUGAUGAGCAUGCCAUUUCAGAGUUGGUCAAUGGCCCGAACCAACACAGUCAGGAGUGGAGUGGGUCAUAUGUCCCGCACAUACAGCAUGGCUCGAUCAGAUAGGAACCUGGCUGAGCACAUUGACAGGAAAAUCUAUGGGCUUCCAGAAGAACAAAAAGACUAUCCAGAAUAUUCGCAACGUCAAUAUUAUUAUGAAGGAAGAGGCAGUGAUUGCGAGUCAUUGGAUAAGCUGUCCACCAGCAACCUUGGAGAUAACCUGGACUUCCUGCAGAACCUUGGGCCAAAGUUCAACGCUCUGGGGGGAAUUUGUCAACAGGCAAUAGAGCGCAGAAACGUGCAGCUGUGAAGAUGGAUACUCUUUUAAGACUUGUGGAAUUCUGCUUUAAAUUACUCUAUUUUUUUAUGACUUCUAUUACAAGCUUUUCCUCUUGCAAAUUACUUUUUCACUUAUGUCUUUAUGGACAAUCCUGUCAAGAACUUAGUUGUUCAUUUUCAUCUCAAUAUGCAUGAAAAAACAAAAAAACAGCAUAGGUGAUAAAUAAAAAAAGAGAAGCUAUUUCAGGGAGAAAUGACAGGUCAAAUUGUUGGGUAAAAGAUCAGUUGGGUCAUUCUGUACCUGUUAUGCAGUACCACUGCAUGGGAACACUUAACUUUUAAAAUAUUGAAUAUGCUAUGAUUAUUUCUAUAAAAGGGUACACCAGACUUUCUGAGAACAAUGUUUUGCUCAAGUUCAAGCACUUAAACUUUAAUAUUUAUAAAGUGUUUAUUUACACAAUGACAAGAAAAUUAACAAGAUGCCUAAAAACUAAAGCCAUUGCUCAGGGAGGGACUUAAAUAAGGGUGUACACAUAAUUUUUAUAUUUGUAUAAUUUAUGUAAAUAAAUUAUCUUUUGAAUGUUUGGUUCUUUUACUGUAUACAGAUUGGUUAUUAUAACAGGUUGGGAUGAAACAAAUAAAAUAAUAUAUACAACAUCAAAGCAUUCAUAAAAUAAGAUAUUAUAAUAUUAAAAGGUAUUGAAGACAAAGGAAAAAUGGAAUAAAAUGAUUACUAAUUUAAGGCCAAGACAUUUGAAACAUAUUUAUAUAUAUAUAUAUAUAUAUAUAUUUCAAAUUAUUAUUAUUAUUUAAUAAAUCGGCAGUUUUGGAAGUUGAUAUGGAAGUAGAAGACAUGGAAUUUAGAAGAUAUUUAAAAGAAGUCAUGGGAAAAAUGGCAGCCUCCAUUAAAAAAGAAAAAAAAGCAGUGAAAUUAUUUAAAAUUCAACUCAUGUUCUUUUAAAUGUGACAUCACAAUAAAAGACAACGAUAAGGAUCUUUGUGACAUUAUAGGAUUUUAUGAGUUUGAAAUUAUUUCCAGUUUAUUCAGACACAUACAACAGGCACAUGAAAAUGGACUGCAUAACAGGAAUGACCCAGUUCAUCACUUCGUAUGAUAACAAAAAAAAAAAAAACAUUACACAUGAACAAAAUCAGACAGUCUAACAGUUGGCAGUAAUGCACCGUCAAUACAUUUUGUUCCAAUUGUUGUGUACACCUUUUUUUCCAUAUUGCUCAUCUUUUUGUAAAGAUAUUUUUUUUUUUUUUUGCCACUUCAAGGGAUAGUAUAGUUCACCCAUAAAUUUUAAUUCUGUCCUCAUUUACUCACCUCAUGUUGUUCCAUAGCUGUAUGACUUUCUUUCUUUUAUGGAACAAAAAAAGAUCUAAGACACAAUGUUCAGUCUCAGUCAUUUCAUUGUAUGGAAAAAGAUGCAAUGAACAUGAAUGGUGACUAAUACAUUAUUACUAAUAUUCUGCCUAACAUCUCCUUUUGUGUUCCAUGGAAGAAAGAAAGUUAUAGAGGUUUGGAACAACAAAAGGAUGAGAAAAAGUGAUGACAGAAUUUUAUUUUUGGGUCAACUAUGCCUUAAAGAUUGUGUUUAAUCCAAAAUUGGAUUCAUCCAAGGAUUGGUGAGUUAUUGUAUAAUAAAUUGUCUUGAUGGU